Molecule: messenger RNA, 3618 nt
Organism: Bemisia tabaci
Lineage: Eukaryota; Metazoa; Arthropoda; Insecta; Hemiptera; Aleyrodidae
Gene: repo
Product: reversed polarity
Biological process (GO): regulation of transcription by RNA polymerase II
Molecular function (GO): DNA-binding transcription factor activity, RNA polymerase II-specific; RNA polymerase II transcription regulatory region sequence-specific DNA binding
Source: RefSeq, a predicted model, not a curated record
GGGACUCGACACAGCCGGGUCCCGGACUCCCACGUUCGAGAACCGCUCCCUGAUUGGCCGACGCGAGCCGCGCCCCGGAGCCUCUCAUUGGUGGAUAGCCGCGGAGGGGUGCUCUCUGAUUGGUCGAGCUCGCGGAGGGUUCGGUGGUGUCGUCGCGAGGCGCCGAAGCUCAAAGUCCAGCGUCGAAAAAGCGAAUAGUAGAGUUAAGCCGACGUAACAAAUUUAACCUUCCCGUGGCCGUAGGACAAAUUGGAGCCUUUUUUCUGAGUUAAUGUCAAUUAAAGGGCUCAAUUUCCGAGCCGAGCCUGGAUCGGGGCCCUAAUUAGAUUUCGUGCGAAAUUGGUUUUAAUUGAUGCCCCCGCGGUCGGCCGCGGAUUUUCGGGUUUCCGCGCGGGCUACGAAUCCACAAAUCCGCUGAUUGGUUCCCAAUCCAAACUAAUUCCGCUGAUUGGUUUUUUUUUUCACUGUGACCGAUUUCCACUCUGCCCAGGAUUACGACGUGUUUUAUGCUGGAUGCGGAUUUCUGCUCGGAGAGAGAGCCGAUUUGGAUAAAUUUUGAUCCUUGUGAGAGGAGCAAUGGAUCCCUGGUUGUCCUGAAUCCGCGUUCCGAGGCUGCAACUGGAGGGAGGGAGUGAAUAUCAGGGGCCGCGGCUAGAAAUGGAAGCCGGCCCUUUCGACGACGCCAUCUUCACCGACUUCCCCAACAACGGAAACGUCCUCGUCUCCAACCCCAAACUCCCACCCACUUCCGGGGACGCCAGAACCCCCAACGCAGACUCCCCUUCCAAUAUCCACUCCAUCAAGCAGGUGAUGUUGGGCCUGCAACACCACCAUUUCUACCACCACUCCUCGGAGCUCAUGUUGGGGCUGGGCUCAGGGCCGCAGGGUCAACUGGAGAAACUGCCCGAAGCGCAAGGACAAUCCCACAACGGGGCGCAGGACUUCAACUGCAUGUUCAGGCCGGGCAGUGUGGGCCAGGCGCCGACCCCAGGACUCGAGGGGGGUCUUCUCCAGGACUCGCCUGUCCCUGGGGUCCACCUCCCCCCGCCGAACCCCCACUCGCCGGGACAGCGGAAGCCCGAGGACGGGAACAUCGGCUCCCCCGCGCCUCAGCCGCCCGCUCCGACCACCACGACAGGUAACGCAGAGACCAGGCCUGCCGUAAAAAAAUCAGAAACGAAGAAAAAAAGUGAUUCCAACGGUAUAAAGAAGAAAAAAACGAGAACGACGUUCACGGCAUAUCAACUGGAGGAACUGGAGCGGGCUUUCGAGCGUGCACCAUACCCGGAUGUAUUCGCUCGUGAGGAAUUGGCUUUGAAGCUCAAUCUAAGCGAAUCGCGAGUCCAAGUUUGGUUUCAAAAUAGGAGAGCCAAGUGGCGCAAAAGGGAGCCUCCCAGGAAAACGGUUUACCUCUCGAACUCUGGUUCGCCAAGCUCAAGCAUCAGCUCAACGACUUACACGGGCGGGAUGUCCCCGUUCAACACGGGAGGGCACAACACGAGCCUCAUGAACCCGGCGCCGGCGGCCCCCUCGGACGCAUGGUCCAACCCCGGGUACAACCCCUCCUACGACCUGAACCACCUGAACCUCCUCAACCCGAACCCCCCUCCGGCCCCCUACUCGCCGCCCCUCUACUCCACGGCGCCCACCCCCGCCUCGGGCACGAACCCCUACUCCUACCCCCUCCUCGCCAACGACCACCUCUUCCUCGGACGGCAUCAGGAGUACCUCACCGGCGAGGAGUCGCCCCCCUACACUCACCAACUCAUAAUGAACCAGGGCCGCUAUCUACCCGAGGACCCCCAGGUGGAGCACGGAGGGUUCGAGCAAGAGAUGGACCCCUCGGAGCAACUGGGCGGGAUGGAGCCGGGACAGAUGACGUUCGAGCUGGAGCAGAAGGGGAACAUGGUGGAAUACGUGGAUGACGUCAACGGAGACGACAAGCUGAGCACGACCAACAUCGGCGGCUACGACGUCAACAUGAGCGGGCAGCCCGGCAACAUGCAGAUCAAGGACGAGUGUUGCAUCAAGAUCGAACAGGAUCAUUAUCACCAAACGCUCCCUCCCUUCUUGAACUGAAUUCACGCUCCUGGAAACUCAUCAGAGAAAUCUCUUCGCUUCACGGAUACCUUAGGCAAAUUUUCCGCCCUCAAUUCUUGACGAAAUCCGUAAACAGUUUACGAAAUACGUCAUCAAAACAAAUUUUCCUUCUCCGUUUGUGAUUAAAUGGGCAUGGCGAAGCCUUUCCCCCCAAAUCCCCCGUAAUUAAAUUUAAUUUAAUUUUCUUCAACUGUUUGUGGUUUCGUAAAAGUGCUCCGGACCACGUUAUCGAACCUAUAGAUCGUAUUCGAUACAUCAAACGGAUGAGAUUGUAUCGAUAUCGAUUGGUUCAAAACAUAGACAUGACCUCAAAAGUCAAUUGGGUAAUCUGACGGAACGGGUUUUUUGUGGUAGAUUGAUCUGAUUCGGAUGAGUGCUAAUUGGCCAAGAGAAGAGAAAUUGCCCCGAACUUUCUCACUCUGUCAGCUUUUCUGACAAAUAUCUGAAAAUUUUGGUUUGAGGUUAUGUUCUGUUGUUUUUAACCAAACGAUACAUCGAACCACUAUCGAAUACGAUCCAUUGACGAUUCUCGUUGAGACAGUGAAACCCAUCAAGAGUCCGGGAAACAGGCCACCAGGCUCUGAUUGGUUGAUAAAAAUACCAUCUUCGUUAACGCUCAGGACAACUGUUCACGGAUUUCGUCAACAGUUGACGGACGAAAAUUUGCUUCCUUUCGUCAUGGGGCAAUCAGCUCGACUACGUGGGUUAGCUUCCAUCGAACUAGUUUCACCGAUUUCGGAUUGACUCCUGAGUUAAAUCGACAAAAUCCCGUCUUUCCGCCUAACUAUGUAAAUUCAAUGCAUUUUUAUACUGCUUGAAGCCCAUGCUACGUAAAGAUAAUUCCUCAAGAUCAAAAUUUCUACUCUGGCGUUCUACGACUCAAAGUUUCAAAAGAAUGGACUCCUGGACAAGUUAUGAAUUAAAAGCACUACGAAACAAGUGCCCUCUUCACAAUUUUAGGAGGAAAACUAGUCAUAGAAUAGGAAUUCUGGAAAUCUACUUCUACUAAUAGUGGUGAAAUGACAUGGAUACAAAUGACAUGCCAUUUAUAUAAUCCAACUUCAAUUUGAUCUGUAUUCAAAAUAGUUUUAAAUGCCUUGUUCAGGACCUUAUCUCCAAACUUCUCAUUGUAUGAAUCGUCUUUUACGCAACAUUUUAAGGAGAAAAUAUGUGACUUUCUCUUCACAGUUUUGACUUUUUCUAGAGGUCUAUUUACUAAUUAAACGCUACGAAAUUAACAGGGUCAUUUCCAGGGUUUCAGUUAGUAAGGUCUCUUUUAUGCACGAUUUUCUCUUCUGAAUUUUGGAUUUUUACGGUAAUUGUUUUAUUAUCACUUAGAGCUGCUUUUGAUAUCCAGUUGAUGGAGAUUUUCGAUGCUCACAAACCGGUUACCUAUUUAUGUCCUUUUUUACGUUUUAUAUUUAAUCGGUGUAUGUUCCCGAUGCUCAUUCUAGACUUACUCUAAUUCUAAGCAAGACAAAGAGGCAGAUCAGAAUAAAAUUCGAUUUGAUAUUCAAA